This is a messenger RNA of Ctenopharyngodon idella (grass carp), 3227 nucleotides long. It is a transcript of the gene hapln4, whose product is annotated as hyaluronan and proteoglycan link protein 4. The coding region runs from base 925 to 2061 and encodes 378 amino acids. Gene Ontology annotation, biological process: cell adhesion. Lineage: Eukaryota; Metazoa; Chordata; Actinopteri; Cypriniformes; Xenocyprididae. The transcript is spliced from 5 exons. The record is from RefSeq and is a predicted model, not a curated record. Gene Ontology annotation, molecular function: hyaluronic acid binding.
AUUUGUUGAUUUUGCAGAGUGUGACAGAAAUAAAAUACUGUAUGUGCCACCAGAAAACACCGCCUCUUCUGUGUGUGCAACAUCUAGGUAUAAUAAUAAUAUCUGCUAAUACCAAUUCCAUAAUAAUAUCUGCUAAUACCAUUUCUGCUAAUGUACAUUUUCGGACAGCAAAAAAAAAAAAAACUUUGGAGAAUGCGGGCAUCGAUCCCGCUACCUCUCGCAUGCUAAGCGAGCGCUCUACCAUUUGAGCUAAUUCCCCUUCCUGUUUGAGACGUCAUGUCUGUCAGUACUUAGUAUUUACCCUAAAUACUAAGUACUGUAUGCGACUCUUACACGCUCGUCUAAAACGAAAAUUAGUUCAUAUAUAUUCUUUCAUUAUAGCCAAGACAUUAUAUUAACACAUUUUUUACUAUACAACAUACUCCAUUUACCAGAUAUCCAGACUCAAAAUAUACUUGCAAAGCGAGAUAACAUAUUGCAUGGGAAAUGGCUCCGAGGUUAAAAAAAUAAGUUUUCCUUAGAUUUGAGGUUAAAUAUUUACGACGAAAUAAUUUACCAGAUAAACUUAUCGAGAAAAGGUACAAGCACCGAGUUUAACAAAUUCACGAGGUCUGCAACGUACGCAGCCAAAAACAAAGGAAGCUAUACAAAUACAACUUUACAGUAUAGCGUACGAUAAAAUGACGUCCGUAUCGGCCGACUGUCUUUAUCAUCACAGUCACACUACAACAGCCUAGGACUUUUCUUCAGCCGUAAAUGAGAGAGUCUUCCACUGCUGAUACCGUCAGCAGCAGUGUGAUGAGACGCGACAGACAUCUGCAGUGAUACCGAGUCAGGAACGGGACAGCUGCACUAGAAGACGCGUCCGUCCACUGGAGCAAUAAUAACUUUAUCUCAUCUCAACAUAAAACGCGUCCUUUCGUGAUGAUGAUCUUGGGCCUGGAAACCAUUACCUGCACACUGUUGUUCCUUUCACCCUUUGUGACCACCUACCCAGCCGACUUGGAAAAAGGACGGAGGAGAGUGGUUCAUGUAAUGGAGGAUGAUACUGGGGCAGUGAUAGUCCAGACUGCUCCAGGUAAGGUGGUCACCCAUCGUGGUGGCACAAUCACCCUUCCCUGCCGUUACCACCAUGAACCAGAGAACGUCGACCCUCACCGCAUUCGCAUCAAAUGGACAAAAGUUUCUGACGCUUUCCAGUUUGAAGACGUGUUUGUAGCACUGGGGCGAAAACAGAAGGUAUUUGGGUCCUACCGUGGCCGUGUGUCUCUGGAGAGGGCAGGGCCAGGAGACGCUUCGGUUAUAAUUCACAACAUCACCUUGCAAGACUAUGGCCGCUAUGAGUGUGAGGUCACCAAUGACAUGGAGGACGACACAGGAUUUGUCAAUCUAGACCUUGAAGGUGUUGUGUUUCCAUACUACCCUCCAUCCGGACGCUACAAACUAAACUACCACCAGGCUGAGGAUGUGUGCCGACAGCAAGAUGCAAUUCUGGCCUCCCAUGCACAACUACACAAGGCUUGGCUGGAGGGCUUGGACUGGUGUAAUGCCGGCUGGUUAGAGGAUGGCUCGGUCCAGUACCCCAUCUCCCAUCCUCGAGACCAAUGUGGCCGUAAGGACAGCCCUCCCGGUGUCCGCAACUAUGGCUACAGGCACAAAGAUGACGAACGCUAUGAUGCUUUUUGCUUUACCUCGAACCUCAACGGACAUGUUUACUUUCUCAAACGUUUUAAGAAGGUAAACUACCUUGAGGCAGUAAAGGCAUGUCAACGUGAUGAUGCAGUGAUAGCCAAAGUCGGACAACUGUAUGCCGCUUGGAAAAUCCAGCUCUUGGACCGUUGUGAGGCAGGAUGGGUGGAAGAUGGCAGCAUUCGUUACCCCAUUGUCAAUCCUCGAACCCGCUGUGGGGGCCUAGAACCCGGUGUCCGAAACCUAGGUUUCCCUGAUAAGAAGUUCCGCCUCUAUGGAGUCUACUGCUUCCGCAGAAACACUGAUGUCCAGUCAACACAGGCUCCGAAAGAAACCACAUCCAAACCAGCCAACAGCACCAGAAGUAUCUGAAAGCGCAAAAUAAUAAUUACAUCCUGGCUUUCAUGUUUGACAGAAAAGGCUUUUUUGCACACUUGCUAGGCUACUAGGCAGCUAGGCUAGCGCUGAACUCGGGGCAUAAUUGAGCUUGUAUAUUUUCAUUCAAUUGUAAUGAGGUGUCAAUCAUCUCUACAUUGUGAAAUUUAGCAACUUUUUUCCUCAGAGACAUCACUAUGGCACAAUGUAUAAGCUUAAAUGUUUCACAGUAUACCCUGCAUGCAGAGAAAGCAGAACUUAGCCUUGAGGUUUUCAAUUUGUUUUGUUUUUGCUGUUUCCCAAGGAAAACAAAAGCAACGUUUAUUAAUGCUAAGAAAAUAGGAGAGCUAAUUUAGCCUUAUAGUAAGUGUAGCAAAUUAGCAAUAAUAUGGAAGCUUGUUUCCACCACAGAAUAAAAAAUAAAAAAGGUAAUUGAGACCUUUUAUCUCACAAUUCUGACUUUUUUUCUUGCAAUUGCGAGUUUAAGUCUUGCAAUUCUGAGUAAAAUUGCGAGAUAUAAAGUAACAAUUGCGUAUUAUAAAGUCAGAAUUGUGUGAUAUAAAGUUGCAAUUGCGAGAAAAAAUAAGAAUUUUGAGAGAAAAAGUCGCAAUUCUGAAAUACAAAGUCACGAUUGCGAGUCAUAAAGUCAGAAUGGCAUGAUAUAAAGUCGUAAUUGCAAGUUAUAACGUCAGAAUUGUGAGAUGAAAAGUCGUGAUCAUCUUUUAAUUUUUUUUUAUUCCAUGGUGAAAACAAGCUUUUAUACAAUAGCCCUCACUGACCUGAUGAUGAGAAAGCGAUAAAGGACAAAACUCGCAUCAGAUGCUAGCAUGAACUGGCUAGCUUGGCUGGGCUUAGCUUGCUUAUUAAAAUGAACUUUCACAGUUGUUGCCACCUAAGCAAGUAGCAAAACUGAUUAGCUUUGCCAAUUACUAUGCACAUAACACUCAUUUUUGAUAAUUUUUGAAUGACCUUGCAAGCAAUAAUAGAAUUAAGCAUGAUAUUUUUAGAUGUUUAUUACACUGAUAAAGCUAAAAUAUUGUGAAUGACAGACUUACAUAUAAGCUGCUUUACUACCUCUUAGUGGUUGACAAUUGCACUGUUCGUUCAGUAUUGCACAGUAUUGUUAAUGAUGAUGCAUUUUAGAAUAAAGUUAUUUACCUGUU